AUGAUUGUCUCUCGUCUCCUUGGCCUCCUCGCCGCCUCGGCUGGCGUGGCCAGGGCUGUCACCCUCGAUGGCUACGAGUACGUUAUCGUCGGCUCCGGCGCUGGCGGUGGUCCCUUGGCCGCUCGCCUAGCCCUCGCCGGCCACAAGACCCUGCUCAUCGAAGCCGGUGACGACCAGGGUCACAAUGACAACUACACCGUCCCUGCGUUUUCGGCCAAGUCGUCCGAAGACGAAGAGAUGGCCUGGAACUUCUUCGUCCGUCACUACGCGGACGACGACCGACAGGCGCGGGAUUUCAAGACCUCCUACGACACCCCCGAUGGCCAGGAGUAUACGGGCAUCGACCCCCCGGCAGGCUCCACCAUGAAGGGAACCCUGUAUCCUCGCGCUGGAACUCUCGGUGGCUGCACCGCGCACAACGCCCUGGUGACCGUCUACCCGCACCGCUCCGACUUCGAAUACCUCGCCACCCUGACCGGUGACGAGUCCUGGUCCCCGGACAGCAUGCGCGAGUACUUUGUCAAGAUGGAGAACAACGGCUACGCGCUGCCCGGCCUCCCCGGCCACGGUUACGACGGCUGGUUGAGCACGGAGACCGCGCCCCUCACCCUCCCGAUCAAGGACCCCCAGCUGCUCAGCCUGCUGCUGGGCGGUGCCUUCGCCCUGGGCAACGAGACCAACGCCGUCUUCAACCUGGCCACCCUCCUCGCGUCGGAUGCCAACACGGAUAGCAAGCACCGCGACACCUUCCCCGGAUACUACCAGGUCCCGCUGGCCUCCGAGGGCGGCAAGCGCAUCGGCCCCCGCGAGUUCAUCACGGCCACCCGCGACGCCACCAACGAGGACGGCACCAAGAAGUACCCGCUCGACGUCCGCACCAACUGCCUCGUCACCAAGGUCACCUUCGACGAGACCGCCAACCCUCCCCGCGCCACCGGCGUCGAGUUCCUCGACGGCAAGCACCUGUACCGCGCCAGCCCGCGCGCCGGCUCCGCCGCCCCGGGCACCCCCGGCUCCGUCAAGGCCUCCCGUGAGGUCAUCGUCGCCGGCGGCACCUACAACUCCCCGCAGAUCCUCAAGCUGAGCGGUGUCGGCCCCGCCGACGAGCUCAACAAGUUCGGCAUCCCCGUCAUCUCCGACCUGCCCGGCGUCGGCACCAACCUGCAGGACCACUACGAGGUCGCCGUGCAGGGCCACGCCGCCAACGAAUACAAGGUCUUCGAGGGCUGCACCUUCGGCGCCCCCGGCGCCGAAGACCCCUGCCUCGACCGCUUCGAGACCCCCAUCCUCGGCGACCGCGGCAUCUACUCCUCAGGCGGCUUCGCCGCCACCAUGCUCUACAAGAGCACCACCACCGUCGACGACAGCUACGACACCUUCGUCUUCGGCGGGCCCGUCAACUUCCGCGGCUACUUCCCGGGCUACAGCGUGAACAUCACGGACGCGCACGACUGGUUCACCUGGGCCGUGCUCAAGGGCCACCCGCGCAACACCGCCGGCUCCGUCAAGCUUCGCUCGGCCGACCCGCUCGACAUGCCCGACAUCCUCUUCAACUACUUCGACACGGGCGUCGGCGACCACAACGCCGACCUGCAGGCCAUGUACGAGGCGAUCCUGCUCGCGCGCUCCGCCUUCGACCGCCAGCCCGUCCACGUCGCCGAGACCCUCCCCGGCUCUGAGAUCCAGUCCCAGGAGGAGAUCGAGAACUACGUCAAGGACACCGCCUGGGGCCACCACGCUUCCAGCACCUGCCCCAUCGGCCGCGACGACGACCCCAUGGCUGUGCUGGACUCCAAGUUCCGCGUCCGCGGCGUCGCCGGUCUCCGUGUCGUCGACGCUUCCGUCUACCCCCGUAUCCCUGGUACCUUCACUGCUGUGUCGACCUACAUGGUUGCGGAGAAGGCUGCGGAUGAUAUCCUGAAGGGUCUUGAGGCUGAUGCUUAG
Messenger RNA from Aspergillus campestris IBT 28561, 1944 nucleotides. RefSeq names its product GMC family oxidoreductase. Bases 1 to 1944 code for a protein of 647 amino acids. The transcript has a single exon. Lineage: Eukaryota; Fungi; Ascomycota; Eurotiomycetes; Eurotiales; Aspergillaceae. Gene Ontology annotation, molecular function: oxidoreductase activity, acting on CH-OH group of donors; flavin adenine dinucleotide binding. The record is from RefSeq and is a predicted model, not a curated record.